Messenger RNA from Fonsecaea erecta, 1536 nucleotides. RefSeq lists its product as hypothetical. Bases 1 to 1536 code for a protein of 511 amino acids. NCBI's taxonomy places the organism in Eukaryota, Fungi, Ascomycota, Eurotiomycetes, Chaetothyriales, Herpotrichiellaceae. Gene Ontology annotation, molecular function: monooxygenase activity; heme binding; iron ion binding. The transcript has 6 exons. The record is from RefSeq and is a predicted model, not a curated record.
AUGGCGCCCGUCCUGGUCUACAUUGGCUGGGCUGUUGGCCUGUUGUUUUCAUUCAUCAUUGUCCGCGCGGUGUAUCGAAUCACAUUGCACCCACUUGCCAAGUUCCCCGGCCCAAAGCUGGCGGGGAUGACUUCGCUGUACCAGGCGUGGUAUGAUCUGAGGGCGUCGACGUCGUACAUCAAGCAGUUUCACGGGUUGCAUGAGCGAUAUGGCCCCAUUGUGCGCAUCACCCCGAAUCAACUGCACAUAUUCGACAUGACCGCGUACAACGAGAUCUUCAAGGUUGGAACGCGCUGGGCCCGCCACCGAGACAACUACAACCAAGAAGCUGCCGACGGGUUCUUCAACGUCCUCGACCCCAAAGCCGCCAAACCGUGGCGAGACACGUACCAGCCGUACUUCGCCAAGGGGGCCAUCGUGCGCCUGGAGCCCGUGAUCCACGACCGCAUCCGCAAAUUCCUCUCGGUGCUCGAGGCAGCGUCCGCGACUGGAACGCCCGUGGAUCUGAGCAUGGGCUACCGAAGUUUGACCAGCGAUGUGGUGGCCAGCUACAUGUUUGCGGAUAACGGGUUCGAGUUGCUCGACGUCGAGGGCUUCCGGUCCCCGAUCUUGGUGGCCCUGGAGGAAUUCUUUGAGUUCACGCAGUGGGCGAUGUACUUUCACAACUUCAUGGGGUGGCUGGCACGCCAGCUCCAGAGGCUCACCAAGGAACAGACCGAGAAGUUCAUGCCGGCGUUGGCGGCGACCAAUUGGAUCACCGAGCAAUGCGGCAUCAAAGUCAAGAGAAUCAUGCAAGAGGGCGGGUCUGGGAGUUCGUACCCGACCGUCUUCGAUGCAUGGGCGAAGCCGAAUGAGAAACGGACCUUCACCCCGACCCUCAGGCAGCUCACCGCCGACGCAUUCACCUUUCACGGCGCCGGGACCGACACCACCGCGCACGCUCUCACGACGGCUACGUGGGGUCUGAUCAACAACAAUGAGUCCCGGAAGAAGCUACGCGCCGAGUUGAAGGCUGCGAUCCCGAACCCCAAUAGUGAGCAUCUGGUCAGCUCGAUUGUGCUUGAGAAUCUGCCCUAUCUUCGUGCGGUAGUCAAGGAGAGCUUGAGGAUGAGCAUGGGAGUUCCCGGGAGGAUGGGACGAGUCGUGCCCGAAGGAGGCGCCGUGCUCUGCCAGCAACAGAUUCCCGCAGGGACCGGAGUCACCAGCGUCUGCUACUGCUACCACUUCGACCCGACGCACUUUCCGGCGCCGAACGAGUUCCGCCCGGAGCGCUGGCUGGGCCCUGACAGCGCGCAAUUGGAGACGCGGCUGAUCGCCUUCUCGCGCGGGCCGCGGUCGUGCAUCGGCAUCAACCUGGCCUACGCCGAGCUGUACCUGAACCUGGCCUACGUGUUUCGCAAGUUCGACCUGGCGGCGUUUGAGACCACGGCGCGCGACAUGGAGUGGAAGGAUAACUUUGUCGUCAUGACCAAGGGACAUUUGCGGGUCACGUUGACGAAGGUGGUUGAUGAUGGGGACGAUGGGAUGAAUGAAUGA